Stegastes partitus (bicolor damselfish) is the source of this 1695-nucleotide messenger RNA. RefSeq names its product chromosome unknown C19orf25 homolog (gene cunh19orf25). The transcript has 3 exons. Lineage: Eukaryota; Metazoa; Chordata; Actinopteri; Pomacentridae. The record is from RefSeq and is a predicted model, not a curated record. Bases 250 to 573 code for a protein of 107 amino acids.
UUGACGUCCGCAUACGUACAGUCGACCUGCCCUGUUGUCCAUUAGCAUUGUUUGCUAACUAAUCUGAGCGUUUUCUAAAGAAUUUGCUCUUUUUUUUGCCGCUAGUCGAGUGUAAGUUACAGCAGACGGGUUGAACAGCAGCUGAGAUCCAGCGGAAGGUUUCAGUCAGACGGAUUAACUACGGUAAACCUUUAACCUGCACCUGGUUGGUGUCUCAGGUGAAGCAGGUGGAGCUCAGCCUCCAGCACAAUGAACCUGGGCUCUAAAGGGAAGAAGCGGGUGGUGCUGCCCAGCCGGCCUGAGCCCCCCACUGUGGAGCAGAUCCUGGAGGACAUCAGCAGAGCUGCUCCUGAUGAUCCGGUGUUCAGCAUCCUGGAGCAGACUGGACAAGACUUGACCCGUCCUGCCGACAGCGAGGUGGAGCUCCGGUUCCAGCAGUGCCGUCGCUUCCUGGAGCUGAACAAGCAGCUGCAGGACGCUCAGAGUCGGCUGCAGCAGCAGAGGGAGGAGCUCCAGGCGGCGGGAGAGCAGCUGGACAAAGAUGUGGCCGAGGUCAGAGGUCAAACCCUCUGACCCGUCGACCCGCUUUCACAGACUCUGUUCUUCUCUGUCGGGACGAUUUACCUGAACUGUUUUCUACCAGCCUGAAUCAGGAGUGAACCAGACUCUGGUGGAGCCUGAAGAGCCUCCAUGGCCUCAGAACUCAAACAUGGUCCUUCACAAUAAAAGCCUCCUGCUCCGUGACCAGGCAGAAGCUUUUAAUGUGAAGCAGCAGAGAGUGCAUGCUUUGAAUCAGUCGUUUUAUUCCACUAAGAGUAAACAAGAAAGAACACUGACAAUAUAUUAAAAAUACAUUUUUUUGUCUGAUGACUUUAUCAAUAACUGAAAAUUGGAAUAAAUUUUCCAGAAUACUGACAGUAUUGCAUACUUGAUACGUCAAUAUCACAAUAUAAAGUUAGCGUACACUGCUCCUGCUGCAAACAGUAAUAACCUUUGAUAAUUAUUUUGUACUUUAAGUUUUGAUUCAGUGAUUUCAAAAUAAAUCCAUUUCCACAGUAGAAAGUGAUGUUAAAGCUUUUUUUCCCUUUGAAAACAUGAACCAUUCCUGUAAUAAAGGCAGAUUUUCCUGUUUGCAAAGUUGUAAAGGUGAGUGUUUAAUUAGGGUUAUGAUUAAACUCAGCGAUCAGAAGUGAGGAGGGAUAUUUGAUCAGUAAUUUAAAAGCCUUGUUGCUCAUGAAGUGCAGAGUGAAGGUUUGUUGAGACUGUAUGAGUCAAUGUCCGUCCAGAACGUUGCAGCAGACGGCACGAAACGUCUCGGUGGACAGAUGGUUAAGUCCAUGUUUAAAAAUACAACUUGCAGAUCUUAGUCUGAGAACUUCUCAACAUUUAUCCUCCAGUGCUGAUUGGCUGUCACGCGUGACCAGUCGGUUGAUGCUGUUGGCAGAACAUUAGUCGAGACCAGACGACAGAUGGAGAGGCAGCUGCAUCAGAGCAAAGGUUCAUAGAUGAAUUUAUUUUAUUAGGAGUCAGUACCAGUGAAAAUAAAAAAUACUAAAAAUGGCAAAAAUGCUGAAUAUGAAUCCAGUAAUCGGUCAACCUUUACUUUGAAAGUGUGAUACAUGUCGGACUUCACUUCCUGUUUCUAUUGUGACUGAUUCUUUUUAUACAGUAAUUAAAAUGAUGAAAGUGACACUA